Dioscorea cayenensis subsp. rotundata (Guinea yam) is the source of this 2216-nucleotide messenger RNA. RefSeq names its product NAD-capped RNA hydrolase DXO1. NCBI's taxonomy places the organism in Eukaryota, Viridiplantae, Streptophyta, Magnoliopsida, Dioscoreales, Dioscoreaceae. Gene Ontology annotation, biological process: nuclear-transcribed mRNA catabolic process; NAD-cap decapping. Gene Ontology annotation, cellular component: cytosol; nucleus. The record is from RefSeq and is a predicted model, not a curated record. The coding region runs from base 128 to 1738 and encodes 536 amino acids. The transcript is spliced from 13 exons. Gene Ontology annotation, molecular function: mRNA 5'-diphosphatase activity.
AGCUUGGAAGUUGGAACCCACCUUUCUCUUUUUUACCCCUUUCUUUCUCUUUAUUUCUCUCUUUGUGAGAAUUGAGAAAAGGGGGAAUACGCUCUCCGAGUGAAACCCUUGGCCGGAGACGAGAGCAAUGGAUUUCUCGGAGCAAGACGUCGAUGUAUUUGGCGAGGAGUAUGGUCAGGAAGAAGACGAAGAUGAGGAUCAUCGUGAUAAGACAACGACCAAGGAGGAGGAAGAGGAUGACGAGGGCAGCCGUGAUUCUUCGGCUUCUUCUUCCUCUUCAUCUUCGUCAUCUAGUAGCGCUGCCAGUGAGAGCGGGAAGAGUAAGGGCAGCGCUACUAGUAGCAGUAGCGAUGGAGAGGAAGAGGAUACCGCUGCGGCCGCCAGCAGGGUUGGGUAUGGGGAGUAUGAGGAGGUGAAGGAGGACGAGGAGGAGGAGGAGGAGGUGGAGGAGGUGGAGAGGGAUCUCUUUGGUUCCGAUAAUGAGGAGUAUGUGCGGACACCUGCUAAUAGCCCGUUUUCUGUUCCAGUGCUUCCUAUUAUUCGAAAUACAAACAACCAUAGCAGGGGUAACUUUGGACGAGGGAGAUGGCAGUCUGGGCACCCUAAUGAUAGAGGAUCGUAUCCUCCCCUCCUUCCACGCCCCGGAUCUUAUCCUCAAAGACAAAACUAUGGUUUUGGAUCUAAGUUUUCCCAUGGAAAUGGACGACAAGAUGAACGUUUUGUCAGCGACUUGAAGCUUAAUAAAAGUGAAGAAACUUUGUCCAGGAAAGUCAUUCAAAUGCAAGAGCCUUCUGAGCUUGCAUGCUACAGCCGGAUUGAAGGUGGGGAUGUAUAUUUUGACGACCGAAGCUUGAGACUUUUUAAGCGCCUAAUUUCUGAGGAUGUUGGGGCAAAUCUGAACAAAGGGUUUGAAACAUUUGUAGAAAAAAGAGAAUUGGGCAGUGAGGGAUUUGGUGAUCUUCUUGCUUGCAUAAGGAACAAAAGCAUCCCCCUUCAGAAUAUUCAUUUUGUGACAUUCAGGAACAACCUCAAUAAGAUAAUGGCUACAGCGUAUAUUAAAAAUGAGCCAUGGAAAAUGGGUGUUCAUAAAAGAAAUGGUGUUGUGUAUCUUGAUGUGCAUAAACUUCCUGAGAGGCCACAAAGUGAAUUGGACCGCCGAAGAUGCUAUUGGGGGUAUUCUUUUGAGAACCUUGCAACUGAGAACUCUAGAGAUAUAGAUGCAGGCGGCAAAGGUAUAGAUGCAAAUGUGGAAUUUUGUGCUGUCAUUAAAACUAAAUUAGGUGCACACCGCAUCAUUAUGGGUGCUGAGAUGGACUCAUGUGAUGCCACUGAUGAUGGGAAGAGGUUCUAUGUGGAACUGAAGACCUCUCGGGAGUUGGAUUACCGAACUGAAGAAAGAUAUGAAAGAGAAAAGCUUCUAAAAUUUUGGAUCCAAUCUUACCUGGCUGGCGUCCCCUAUAUUGUUGUCGGAUUCAGGGAUGACAAAGGCGUGCUCGUCAGAACUGAAAGGCUAAGAACUAAAGAAAUUACACAAAGGGUGAAGAUGAAAGGCUACUGGCAGGGAGGUGUAUGUCUUGCUUUCACAGAUGAGGUCUUAUGCUGGCUAUAUGGAACUGUCAAAGAGAAUGAAGACUACAUUCUGCAGUUUGUUCAGCCGUUCAAUCGGUUGGAGCUUCUCCGAGCAAAUUCUUGUCCCGGUGUGAUCGCAGACCAUGUUGAGCAACUUUCAGCACAAUAAAGCACUAUACCUCAUCAUUUCUUUAGGAACAAGAGAUCGACGACAUUCAUAAUAUAUUCACUAUAAUUAUCGAACUUAUAAAAGAAAAGUCAUGUGAGCUUGUACUAAUAACACUCGAUGAAGCAAUUCGAUUACCAGAAACGGUGGAAGAAGCACCUUGAGAGAACUCAAGAGAAACGAAACAAGAAAAAGAAAAACCGAUCUAACCAGUGACUAUAUAUAACGCAGUCGUUAUCGAUAUUCUUCUUGUAUGAAUUUUGAGCUAAGAGCUACAAUUUUGUAGUCAUAAAAAGCCUCAUGUGGGGUUGUGAACUUGUCAUCAUUCUCUAUAAACUUUGUUGUGUGGUUCUAAUUAAGUUCAAUUAGCAAUGCUACUUUGUGUGAUUCAGUUUAUAUAUGUAUGUAUACACACACUGGAUUCUAGUCCUGGUUUUGCUCCCUUUGAUGGUGGUGUUAAUAAUGGAAGCCGUGUUGUUCU